AUGAUCCACAACUCUGGCAAGGCCCUGGGUGGUUCAAGCGCCAUAAACGGUGCGUCCCCAUAUCUUCCCCGUGGGUCUGUGCCCUUCCAGAAAUCCUCCAUGCUCAAAAGCCUGCAGGCGUGGUUGGAUAGAUUGGAUACGCGAUACAUCACUGCCAACACUACACCCACUGGGCACUUUACCGAUGAUGCUGCGGGAUCGGGGUGGGGUGGUCGACGGCAGGCUGAAAGUUUAUGGAACGAAGAAUGUGCGAGUUAUCGACGCGUCUGUGAUGCCGUAUCAGGUCGGUGGACGUUUGACUAG
Molecule: messenger RNA, 303 nt
Organism: Paracoccidioides lutzii Pb01
Exons: 3
Coding region: 1-303 (100 amino acids)
Source: RefSeq, a predicted model, not a curated record